GAGGAGGAGGAGGCGGGCGGCCCAGAGGUUGUCCGGCGUGCCCGUGGGCGUGCUCCCCGGCGGGGAGGGCCGCCCGCAGCCCACACCCCCUGGCCGCUUGCUAACUUUGCCUCUUCGCGAAGAGCCGGCCUGCGGGCAGCCGGAGGGUCAGCGGAGCCCCUCGGUCCCCCGCCGCCGCCCCGUGAUGAAGGGCCACCGGCGGCGCUGGCGGUGGCGGGGGGAGCACCGGCGCUUCGCCGCCGUGCUGGUGCUGUACACGCUGCUGCUGCUCCUGCUGGUGCCCUACGCGCUGGACUACGGGGCCAGGCGCGGGCGGCCGGACGAGGAGCCGCUGCUGCGGCGCUGCCCCAGCCUGGAGGAGGCUCUGAGCGAGUGGGGCUGGGAACAGCAGCAGCCGCCGCUGGACGAGGAAGAGGAGGAGGAGGAGGAGGGCGGCGGCACGGCCGGGGCGGCGGGUAACGGCAGCGCGGCGGGGGCGGGGGGGAAGCGGCACAUCUACCUGCACGCUACCUGGCGCACGGGCUCCUCCUUCCUGGGGGAGCUCUUCAACCAGCACCCCGACGUCUUCUAUCUCUACGAGCCCAUGUGGCACCUGUGGCAGGCCCUCUACCCGGGGGACGCGCUCAGCCUGCAGGGCGCCCUCCGCGACAUGCUGCGCGCCCUCUUCCGAUGCGACUUCUCCGUCCUGCGCCUCUACGCCGCCCCGCCCGGCCCCCGCGACCCGCUGGCCGCCGCCCCGCUGGCCGCCGCUCCCAACCUCACCACGGCCGGCAUCUUCGGCUGGCGGACCAACAAGGUGAUCUGCUCGCCCCCCCUCUGCCCCGCCGCCCCGCGGACCCGCCAGGAGAUCGGGCUGGUCGACGGCGCCGCCUGCGAGGAGACCUGCCCGCCGCGGGGGUUGCGGGAGCUGGAGGCCGAGUGCCGCAAGUACCCCGUGGUGGUCAUCAAGGACGUGCGGCUGCUGGAGCUGGGCGCCCUGCUGCCCCUGCUGCGGGAGCCCGGCCUCAACCUGCGGGUGGUGCAGCUCUUCCGCGACCCCCGCGCCGUCCACAACUCCCGCCUGAAAGCCCGGCAGGCGCUGCUGCGGGAGAGCGUCCAGGUGCUGCGCAGCCGGCACCGCGCCGAGCCGCGGGGGCCGCCCCGCCACCAGCCGCAGCAGCAGCUGCUGCUGCCGCCCGGCCUGCUGGGGGGCGGCGGGCGGGGGCCGCCCCCGCAGCACCGCGCCGAGUUCUUCCUCGGCGGAGCCCUGGAGGUGAUCUGCCAGGCCUGGCUCCGCGACCUCCUGCUGGCCCGCCGCGCCCCGGCCUGGCUCCGCCACCGCUACACGCAGCUGCGCUACGAGGACCUGGUGCGGGAGCCCCGCGCCCAGCUGCGCCGCUUGCUGCGCUUCGCCGGGCUGACGGUGCCGCCCGCCCUGGAAGCCUUCGUGCUCAACAUGACCCGCGGCGCCGCCUACUCCUCCGACCGGCCCUUCCUCAUCUCCGCCCGCGACGCGCGGGAGGCGAUCCACGCGUGGCGGGAGCGCCUCAGCCGCCAGCAGGUGCGGCAGGUGGAGGACGCCUGCGGGGAGGCCAUGAGCCUCCUCGCUUAUCCCCUCAGCGCCGCCGACGCCCGGUAGCCCCUCAGCCUGGCGGCCGGCCGGGGAAGAGCUCGUCGCCCGGUGAGGGCCGGACCCGCGGGGAGUGCGCCGAGGGCGGACCCGGCUGU
Molecule: messenger RNA, 1707 nt
Organism: Apus apus (common swift)
Lineage: Eukaryota; Metazoa; Chordata; Aves; Apodiformes; Apodidae
Gene: CHST7
Product: carbohydrate sulfotransferase 7
Biological process (GO): carbohydrate metabolic process; N-acetylglucosamine metabolic process
Cellular component (GO): Golgi membrane
Molecular function (GO): chondroitin 6-sulfotransferase activity; N-acetylglucosamine 6-O-sulfotransferase activity
Source: RefSeq, a predicted model, not a curated record